Parasteatoda tepidariorum (common house spider) is the source of this 3220-nucleotide messenger RNA. RefSeq lists its product as uncharacterized. Lineage: Eukaryota; Metazoa; Arthropoda; Arachnida; Araneae; Theridiidae. Gene Ontology annotation, biological process: homologous chromosome pairing at meiosis; meiotic attachment of telomere to nuclear envelope. The record is from RefSeq and is a predicted model, not a curated record.
AUAGUAGAGGUUCUGUACUACAGAAGUAAACAGCUGUUAACGUUCUCGCCCAUAUGAAAACAAAUAAACGCUAAAUUCGAAAUUGAAAAUUAUGUCCUGAGAAGAGAUUCUGGCUUACGAAAUAGGUUUAGAGUAAAAUAAACUUUUCAUUUGCUCUCGAAUUUCUAAAAUCAGAUUAAUUUUGAACUCUAAUUUAAAUGUCUCUAAGAUAAAUAUGAUUAAAUAAACUAAUUCAGUAAAUUACUUGUCACAGCAACUUUAACAAAAAUUGCAGACGAUUUUAAUUUUUUACGAAUUAUUUUGACUACUCAUUUGAUGGAAUAAGCAAGAUGUUGAGUUUUUAUUUUGAGAAAAAAAAUAGGAGAAUGUAGCUCUUCAUCUUUGAUGAGCUUCAUAAAUAGUUGGCAGUAUGAAGAUAUUCAAAUAAAUGGAUCUAGAAAAAUAUAAUAACUUAGUUAUGGACUUCCAGAAUCUGAUGUCAUGCAUUAAAUGUCAUGAAGAUUCAACUAAUAUUCCUAUAAUCUUAGAAACAUUAAAAACUAUUAUUGAUAUCUGUGUUAAUGAAGAUUGUGGAAAAGAUGCUUUUCGAGAAGAAGGUGGACUUGAUUUUCUUAUUGAACUUGUUUCUACCACAGAUAGUACAACCCUGUUAGAACACUUGUUGAAAACAUUGGCUUUUAUCAUUGAUGAAAAUGUUCAUAGUCAAAUGCAUUUGACGAAAAAAGAUUAUUUUCUAAUUCUUCAAGCAAUAAUUCAAAGACCUUCUUUUCCUCCUGUAAUACUGAAAAAUUCACUUUUGCUUACAUCUUCUAUCCUUUUCCAAAACAGUCUGGCACAAAGUUUAAUGUUAGAAAUUGGAUUUCUUCAAGAUGUUAUUAAAUUAUUUGAACAAAGUGCCUCUUUCUACAUAUGUAAUAAUUUUAGCAAUCCAGUGUUAAGUGACUCGCCUGUUGAUAUACUAAUAAGUGCAAAUUCUGUUUUGUGCUUUGCUGUAAAUAAUCCGCAGAAUGAACCAAACCAAGAAAUUUGUUCUGUACUUUUCCCACGAUUAUUGAAGUUGUUUGAAUUAUCUUCUGAUACUGCUCUCUCUGGAUCAUUAUCAUCGUUUUUAUCUCUGUGUGUGGCCAACAAUGUUAAGAGUCAACAGAAGUUUGCUGAUUCUGAUGGCUUAUUGGUAUUAAAACGUUCUCUUCAAAAGUAUUAUGAUUUAGCUGUUUCAGAUGUAACAGAAUUUCACAGUGUUGUUUCGAAAUGUACAUUACAAUCCUUGAUUAAUUUGAUUGGUGUCAUUACAGCUGUUGCAAGUGAAAAUGAUAAAAAUGCUGCCAUUUUGGGUAAGCUUGGUGUACUAACUUUAAUGAUAAAAUUGCUUUUAUCUGGAAUUCUUAAUGAUGAGCUGAAAAUUCGAGUUAUCUUAGCACUUGCUUAUUGUAUAGAUGCGCAUAGUAGCUGUAAAUCAUAUGUUCUUCAAUUUGAAAAUUUUCAUAACUUCCUUAAAAGUUGUUUUCAAAAUGGUAACCCAGAACUUGUGGCUGCAAGUAAAUACUUAUUGCAAGUAUUUUUAAAUGGAAAUGAUAAUUUAUCUGAAAGUGAUUCUCUGCAACAUGAGCAACUCUUUCCAUCUGUGACCGAUAAGGGCAGUGUUGUUAAACUCAAACUUGACAAGUUGCCUGCUAAAAAGAGUGUCAUUGGUGGUUCUGUUCGAUCAAUUAUUAGUUCAAAGGAAUGUGGGCAUUCCAGUUUGAAAAGAAAAUUUUUAUUAAAUGCACCAGAUCAUAAUGAUUUUAUUAAACCUAUUCGGACUGGAGAACUGAGUAAGCAAACUGAAAAAUUUUCAAGCAAGCAAAAUAAAAACAUUUUCGGUGAAGGCCAAAUAAAUGUUUCACCAAAUUUAAAAAUGUUUCAUCCUUCGAUGCACAAAGCUUGUUCCACCUAUGAUAAUACAGAUUAUUAUCAAAACUCUAUUUCACAUACACCUUCUGUAAAAAGUUUCCAAAACUGUAAAAAAGAAAAUAUUUUGCUAAUUGAUGAUAACUCAUGCUCCUUACCUAAUCAUGAAAGAAAAAACUUGAUUUGCAAAAAAAAGUUUGGACAUUCAUCAUUAGUGUUUUCAGAUUCUGAUGCUUCUAGUCAAAAUAGUAAAGACAAUAAUCUUUCAAUUCACAAUGAAAAACUUGAUAUCUCCUUAUCAAAUCAUAAAGCUAAAGAUUCUAGUGAUUUUCAUCAUGGUUUUAGCAAUAGUUUAGCAGCUUUAAAAAAAUGUAAUUCUAUUUUAAGUGAAAUAACAAACCUUGAUCAAGAAAUUGAAAGUAUUAAGGCAGAGAAAAGCUGCCAUUCGAAAUAUAAAUCAAACAGAAAUAUCAGUGAGUCAAAGGAGAAUUCAGUCAUCAGUUUGUGGAACCCAACAAAACAGAAAAGUAAUAUUUAUUUUGAUUUUUCUGAGAAUGUAUCACAAAUUAAGAAUGGAAAUUUUUCUGAUCACAAAAAUUUUCCCAUUGAUAAAAAGAAAAAACUUUCACGUCUCUCUCAUAAAGCAGCAUUUCCUACCAAAGAUUUAUUCAAAGCUCCUCUUAAGUUGCCUUCAUCAAAUAAUUUUUUGGAGACACUUGAUUUUGGACCGUGUAGUAGAACAAGUAGUUCAAAAACUGAUCAGUACUCUAGUCCACAUACAAAAAGAAAGAGAAUAAAGAAGAAUGUUUUUGAUGGCUCUUUAGCUGAAAGCGUAUUGGAUACUUCCAGCCUUAAUCUGGAUUCUGAUAAAGUCUUUGGAAAUAGUAUGCAAGUAAUAGUCUUACCAGGUGAUUCUUGUGAACAGCACAAACUUAUUGCUGGUUUUCAAUUUCUGAAAGUUAAACCUCUGAAAAAUGCUGUUUUGAAUGUGAAUUAAUGUCAGAAAAAAAUAUUGGAUUUGUUGUGUUAAUUAAAUAAAACUUAAGUUAAAAACUUAAGACAUUUAAGUAGACAAAAUAUUUUAUCCAUUAUAAAAGUAUAAUGAAAGUAAAGAUGUAAAAAUUUAAAGAUUAGUAUCCUAAGGUUUACAAUUUGAUAUAUGUUGUUUACAAAUAUAUGUUGAACUGUUUCACUUUAACUUUGAUUUUUUUUUUGUGGUUAAGAAAACUUAAUUUUCUUAAGAUUAUUAAAAAUUUGAAACUAUUAAAACUAGUAAUUCACUUGUAUAAUAUUUUCUGAAAAUUAAACAAUUAUACACAUUAUUACUUUA